Messenger RNA from Labrus mixtus (cuckoo wrasse), 1904 nucleotides. RefSeq names its product VRK serine/threonine kinase 3 (gene vrk3). The record is from RefSeq and is a predicted model, not a curated record. Bases 59 to 1513 code for a protein of 484 amino acids. NCBI's taxonomy places the organism in Eukaryota, Metazoa, Chordata, Actinopteri, Labriformes, Labridae. Gene Ontology annotation, molecular function: protein serine/threonine kinase activity; ATP binding. Gene Ontology annotation, biological process: peptidyl-serine phosphorylation; signal transduction. The transcript has 15 exons. Gene Ontology annotation, cellular component: nucleus; cytoplasm.
UCCCUCUCACCAGAAGCGUAAUGGUCUGACCGUCGGGAGGAGCCGUGUUUUGAGAAGAAUGCCUUUUCAUUUCUGCCCCCAGUGUGGGACAAAGUUGCAGCCUGGUUUUAGAUUUUGUCCGUCAUGUGGGGAGAAGCUUUCCUCGUCUUUUGGAGAACCUGCAGCUGUGAGCUCAACACCGUCUCUAAGUCUCUCUCCACCCAAAAGGAAUGAAGCAGCUUCAUCAGUGGUUAGAACAAGCCCUGCUUCAAGCACCAGUUGUGCCCAUACAGAAACCCUCCCAUGCACUCUAUCAACUGUAGUUACGACUCGUCCUGCACUGCAAAAGACCCGCAACUCCUUACGCCUCAACAAGGACGUUUCAUUCACCUUUAAAGGCGUCCCUCUGCCCGUGGUGCCCUCCACUAAACCUGUUGGAGAAGACAGGGUUGAAGCGCACACCGUCACUUUUCAACAUAAGGCAGAGGUAGAGCCAACUUUGAAGCCCUCCUCCUCGACUCCCACCAAAUCCCCUCGAAAUGGUAAAAGUAAAGCCAAGAAGGCAAGGCAUUCAUUUCAUGUGGAGCCACUGGAUGAAGGUGAGGAGAUGACAGACACAACAGGAAAAAAAUGGAAGCUGGGGAAACUGCUCACACAGAACUCCACAGAGAUCAUCUAUGAAGUUUUGCAAACAGUUUCAAGAUUCAACUCCAAGGAGUCAAGUCACAUCCUCAAACUGGGAGCCAAAGAUGGAAGAAUCUUCAAUGAGCAGAACUUCCUGCAGAGAGCGGCUAAACCUGCAUCUGUGGACAAAUGGAUCAAACUGAAUAAGAUGGACUUUCUGGGGAUUCCUUCCUGUGUUGGUUUUGGUCUUCAUGCAGAAUCCUACAGAUUUCUAAUUUUCCCCGACAUGGGCCAGUGUCUCCAGUCUGUCAUGAUGGAGAAAGGCGAGCUUCUGUCAGAGAAAGCUGUUCUUCAACUCGCCUGUAGAAUAUUAGACGUGCUGCAGUACAUCCAUUCAAACGAGUACGUUCAUGGUGAUAUCAAUGCAGAAAAUAUUUACAUCAAACCAGAACAGAAAUCUCAGGUAUACCUGGUCGGAUACUGCCAUGCCUUCAGGUACUGUCCAGGAGGGAAGCAUGUAGAGUAUCGUGAGGCCAGCAGAACACCACACGAGGGCACCACUGAGUUUAUCAGCCUCGACGCACAUAAGGGAGCAGCUCCGUCACGUCGCAGUGACCUGCAGUCUCUGGGUUACUGCAUGCUGCGCUGGCACACGGGCACGCUGCCUUGGAUGGCACUCACUAAUCCAGACCAGGUCGCCACACAGAAGCAGAGGUACAUGGAGGAUGUUUCUGCACUGUUGAGUCACUGCCUAGGGAAAAAAAGAGUUUCCACGGCAUUUCAAACCUUCCUGACUGCAGUGAUGGCUCUGCAGUACUCUGAGCAGCCUGAUUAUUCAGUGCUGAAAUCCACACUGAAAGACGCUUUACUGGAUCUGGGCGGGUCACUGGAGCAGCCACUCAGCUUUUAGACACGUACCAGAAGGAAGACCUUUGGAGAAUGGAGUGUGUGUGUGUUUUUCUGAUUGUUUGAAUCAUUACAUCUCAUUUCAAACUGUUGUCUCACUGACAGCAGAGUGUUGUAAAGUGAAACCUGCAAACAUCAGGUUGAUGACUUCUUUUUAGGAUCAUUGUUUUAAGAGUUUAUGAUGUUGUUGUUUUCUCACAGAUUGCACUGUAAGAUUUUAGCAUUUCAUGGUCUACUGUGAUGGGUGACGUUUGAAUGUUUCCAGUUACAUGUUUGGGCGAUAUUUACACUUUCUUAGAUAAACGUGUCACAGUCUUCUGCUAAUUUAAGGUUUUAGGUAUUUGAACUGUUGCUUAUUCUGUUUGAUAAUGUUUUUAAUAAAAUCAUUUUAAUGA